Oncorhynchus kisutch (coho salmon) is the source of this 4230-nucleotide messenger RNA. RefSeq names its product zinc finger protein 827. Gene Ontology annotation, biological process: positive regulation of transcription by RNA polymerase II. The record is from RefSeq and is a predicted model, not a curated record. Gene Ontology annotation, cellular component: nucleus. The transcript has 9 exons. NCBI's taxonomy places the organism in Eukaryota, Metazoa, Chordata, Actinopteri, Salmoniformes, Salmonidae. The coding region runs from base 399 to 3197 and encodes 932 amino acids.
CCUCCUCUCCCUCCCUCUCUUCCUCCUUUAUCCCCUCCUCCUCUCCUUCCCUCUCUUCCUCCUUUGUCCACUCCUCCUCUCCCUCUCUCUCCUUCCCUAUAGCUGCAGGAGGUGCAGGGUUGCAGGAGGGCUUGUGUCUGACCCUGGACUCCUUUCCCAGCCCCCUCUCCGCUCCCUCUUCCUCCGCUAGCUCCACCCUCACUGCCCUGUCCCAGAAGGUCAACCUGCGAGGUCAGGGUUCUAAGGUCACCGGGUCAGAGGUGACAGGCUCAGGCCAGCAGCGCUCUACCUCGCCCUACUCCUUCCUCUCCUUCCACUCCCCCGAUCCUCAGUCUCAACUCACAGAACAGAGCUCCUCCAGGGUAGUGGAGAACCAGAGGGGGCCAGAGCCUAGCCUCAUGGAGGAGAACCAAACCCGGGCAGAGAACCAGGGCUCAGCCCCUCCUCAGCCCCAGGUGGAGAUGCCCAGCCUGCAUCCAUUACUGAUCACCAACCCCCUGGGAGAGAUCAACCCAGGAGGACCAGCAGGUGUAUUCCAGUGUUCAGUGUGCGGUCUGCGGAUGAAGAGGAAGAGCUAUUGGAGGAGACACAUGUCGGUUCACACAGGGAUAAAGAGUCAACAGUGUCAGCUCUGUCCCUUCCGCUGCGCACGCAAGGACAACCUGACCGCGCACAUGAAGGUUCACAGGCAGCAGGAGAAAGGGGAAGAGUUUCAGUGUGACCUUUGCCCUUUCACCUCACUCCGCCUCUUCAGCCUGAAGCUGCACAUGAGACGCCACCAGAGAACUAACCCCGGAGACACACACACUCCCACACAGGACACAAACGCACUCACACAGGAAACACACACGGAGAGAGACCGUGAGGGGAAGGAGGAAAGAGAGACAGAGGAGGAGAGGGAGAAGGAGGGAGAGAUGAAGAACGAGGAAGAUAGAGAGGGAAAGAGCCAUUCCCCUGAGCAGGCCGUGUUGAAGCCUGGGUGUAGAGUACAGCUCUCCCCCAGACCCCUCGACACUGCUCUCUGCUACUCCUCCAGUCAAACUCCUCUGUACCCUGCCACUGUGAAGCAAGAAGCCCUGGAGGUAGAGAGGGAGGGAGAGUGGCAGGGCGAGAGGGAGGGAAAGGGGCAGGGCGAGAGGGAGGGAGAGAGGGAGAGAGAGGGGCAGGGCGAGAGGGAGGGAGAGGGGCAGGGCGAGAGAGAGGCAGAGAGGCAGGGUGAGAGAGCGGGAGAAAGGGAGGGAGAGAGAGAAAAGGGGAGAGAUAAAGAAGUCCGUGUGAAAGAGGAGCCUCAAGAGAGGGAGUUCUCAACCCCUCUCCUCUCUCACCAUCUAACCCCCCUCCACCCCUCUCUCACCCUCAAGAGGAACAGGCGCAAGGCCAAUACCCCCCCUGACUCCCCCUCUCCACCCCAACGCAGAACACACACACCAAACACACACAUACCCAGCCCCCUCACACACACACACACACCCCUCACACACAUCCCCAUUAUGAUUCCCAUGGCGACCUCGCUCUUCAGCCCUGACAUCAACACUAAGACCGCCUCCGACCUGCUCAUCAAACUCUCAGCAGCCACCCAGCAGGCCGGGGUAGAGCCGGGGGCUGUGGUGAAGCAGGAGCCCCAGGAGGAGGACCUGAGCCCUGGGCAGCAGCAGCAGGCAGGUGAGCCUGGUCUGGCUCUCUCUCCAGACGGGCCUGGGGCUAGUCCUGAGCCCCCCACCUCCCACCUCACCCGACCAGAGGAGGAGAGAGAGAGAGGCCUGCUGGAGCAAGACAUCAGUGUCACUUUGGCUUCUGAACUGCUCAGGAGACUGUCUGAGAAGCAGGAAGUGGUGGUCCAGGGUUUAAAGGUGAAAGAGGAGGAGGAGCCUAUGGAGAUUGACCCCCUGACCCCCAGCGUGACACCUGCCCCUAUCCUGCCCCCAGGGGAGCGAGUGGGGGGGAGGGGUGAGAAGACACCCCCUCCACCUCUCCUUCCUAAAGAAGACCAGGAUCUGUUCCAGAGAGAUCUCUUCUCCCAGGACAUCUCAGUCAAAAUGGCCUCUGCUCUCCUUUACCAACUGUCAGAAAAAGUCUGCAAAGCCAACGAGCUGAAAGAAAACGGAUCCUUCUCUAGUCCUGUGGCGGAGAAGCCCUUUACCCGCCCGAACCAGCGGGACCUUACUCAACCCUCCCCAGACAAACCACAGCACGUCAGUAGGUAUAGAUGUCCAGUGUGCUCGUACCAAGCCCAGUGUCAGAGGAGUCUCAACCAUCACCUGGCUUCACACACUUCUAAGACACACACCACUGGCUUCAACUACUACUACAGGUGUCAUGUGUGCGGGUUCGAGCUGGAGGGGUGGAGCCUGUUCCUUGGUCACAUGACGGAGCACAGCGAAUGGGAGCGUGAUGCGUUCACUCUCCGCUGCAGUGUGUGUGAUCACUCCACCAGUGAGGAGCGGGCCAUGAGGGCUCACGCCAGCUCUCACACACUUGGAGAGGCAGCGAGCCAAGACUACCUACAGACACACCUGUUGGGAGGCCACACCCCCAAAGACUUACCUGAUGGAAGAGACAGCCCACAAUCUGGAGAACUCAGGUGCCCUCUCUGUUCGUUCUCCACCAGUCGGCCUGUCUCCAUGGUAACACACAUGCGCUCGUCGCACUCAACGACGGAUCAGCACCGUUGCCGCAUCUGCCAAAGGUCGUUUUCACGGCAACCGGAGCUCCAGGCCCACGUCAGGUGUCAUCGUCAGGGCAACCAGUACCGCUGCGAGAGGUGUGGCCACCUGGCCCGAACAGCCAAUAAGCUGAUAGAACACGUGCGUGUGCACACGGGGGAGCGACCUUUCACCUGCGACCUCUGCCCUUACAGCGCCAAACGCAGAGACAGCCUCCGUCUGCACUGCCGACUCAAACACCCCGAACACACACCCUCACACGGACACACACACACACCCUCACACGGACACACACACACACCCUCACACGGACACACACACACACCCUCACACGGACACACACACACACCCUCACACGGACACACACACACACCCUCCUGGUUUAGGGGGUCAGACCUUUUUCUCGUCCCCCUCACCACCCUGCUCUCCCUCAGACCCCUCUCUAGCCCCAGACCCUCCUCUCCCUCCCGCUCUUCCUCUCCUUCACCCAAACUCUCUUUCCUAGCCUACCUAGGUCUGACAGAGCCAACCUAAUCAACCUCCCUCCUCCUCUACCCCUCUUCUCCUCUCUACCUGCCUCCUCCUCUACCCCUUUUCUCCUCUUCAUCUCUACCUCUCUUCUCCUCCCUCCUCUACCCCUUUUCUCCUCUUCUUCUCUACCUCUCUUCUCCUCCCUCCUCUACCCCUUUUCUCCUCUUCUUCUCUACCUCUCUUCUCCUCCCUCCUCUACCCCUUUUCUCCUCUUCAUCUCUACCUCUCUUCUCCUCCCUCCUCUACCCCUUUUCUCCUCUUCAUCUCUACCUCUCUUCUCCUCCCUCCUCUACCCCUCUUCUCCUCUCUACCUGCCUCCUCCUCUACCCCCUUUCUCCUCUUCAUCUCUACCUCCCUUCUCCUCCCUCCUCUACCUCUCUUCUCCUCCUCCUCCUCUCCCAACAGUCACACAGGGCUAAUGUAAUAUGUCCUCAGGACGAUAAAGACUGAACUAAAUGCAGGAUGUCAAAACUAAAACAACAAGGUCUAAUAUUGUGUGUGUAUAUAUAUAUAUACACUAUUACUGAACAUAGUCAAUAAGGCUGUGCACCCCUGCACUAGAGUUAUAUAUUACAACUUCCUCUAUGCUUCGCAAACUUUAUAGUGCACUACUUUUAGCUAAGGCUCAUAGGGCGCUGGUCCAAAGUAGUGCACUACAUAGGGAAUAGGGCGCCAUUUUGGGACGUAUCCUUUUAUUACAUGUAUAAAUGUCUGCCUUGUACGUUGGUAUAUCCAAACUCUACUGGCUCUUGAUUGGCUUAUAGAUUAUGUUGUUUUUAUGUAUAAUGACACCGUAGACUAGAAUAUACUAUAAUAUAUAUGAAUAUACUUCUUCAUUCUUCUUUUGGCAUCCGGGUCAGAAUGUUUGGUUUGUCUAAAUGUUUUUUUUAUACAGUAUUUCAUUAUCCUUAUAUAAAAAAGGCUAAACAGGGUUUGCUGUUUGGAAUAAGGCUACAGUUUGUCAGCCAGCUCUCAAUGUCUACAAAUAAUGUAUCAUUAAAAAUAAAUACAAAAUAAAACGUUUUGUUUAAUUGCA